UGCCGGAAGCGGAAGCGGCGGGUCUCCAUGGCGGCGCCGGCAGCGGGCCCGGUGUUCUGGAGGCGGCUGCUGGGCCUGCUGCCUGGCCGGCCCGGGCUAGCCGCGCUCCUGGGCCGCCUCUCCGACCGUCUGGGCAGGAGCCGGGAGCGCCGGCGCCGGAGGUCACCAUGGCUGUUACUGGCUCCCUUGCUGUCCCCAACUGUUCCUCAGGUCACCUCCCCACCUUGCUGCCUAUGUCCGGAGGGUGUGCACAGGUUCCAGUGGAUCAGAAACCUGGUCCCCGAAUUUGGAGUCUCCAGCUCUCAUGUCAGGGUGCUAUCUUCCCCUGCAGAGUUCUUCGAGCUCAUGAAGGGGCAGAUAACAAUAGCCAAAAGGAGAGUUGUGAUGGCAUCCCUCUACUUGGGGACAGGACCUUUGGAACAGGAACUGGUGGAUUGUCUGGAAAGUUCUCUAGAAAAGUCACUCCAAGCGAAGUUUCCUUCCGAUCUCAAGGUCUCCAUUCUCCUGGACUUCACCAGGGGCUCAAGAGGUAGGAAGAACUCUCGCACUAUGCUGCUCCCACUCCUGCAGAGGUUUCCAGAGCACGUGCGUGUUUCCCUCUUCCACACACCAAACCUCCGAGGACUCCUCCGACUCCUCAUCCCUGAGCGCUUCAAUGAGACCAUCGGCCUCCAGCACAUCAAGGUGUACCUCUUUGACAACAACGUCAUCUUAAGUGGUGCAAACCUGAGUGACUCGUACUUCACCAACCGCCAGGACCGCUACGUGUUCUUGCAAGACUGCGCCGAGAUCGCAGACUUCUUCACAGAGCUGGUGGAUGCCGUGGGAGAUGUGUCCUUGCAGUUGCAGGGCGAUGACACAGUGGAGGUUGUGGAUGGGAUGGUGCACCCUUACAAAGGUGACCGGGCUGCAUACUGCAGAGCAGCUAACAAACGAGUCAUGGAUGUUAUCCACUCUGCCAGGACCCGACAGCAGAUGCUGCACGCACAGACCUUUCACAGCGAUUCUCUGCUGAGCCAGGAGGAGGCUGCGGCUGCUGGUGAUCGGAGACCAGCACCGGACACCUGGAUUUACCCGCUGAUCCAGAUGAAGCCGUUUGAGAUUCAGAUCGAUGAGAUAGUCACUGAGACCCUGCUGACGGAAGCUGAGCGGGGAGCUAAGGUCUUCCUCACCACUGGCUACUUCAACCUGACACAGGCCUACAUGGACCUGGUGCUAGGCACUCGAGCUGAGUAUCAGAUCCUUCUAGCCUCUCCAGAGGUGAAUGGCUUCUUUGGGGCUAAGGGCGUGGCAGGUGCCAUCCCGGCCGCCUAUGUGCACAUUGAGCGACAGUUCUACAGUGAAGUGUGUAGCCUGGGGCAGCAAGAUCGUGUCCAGCUCCAGGAAUACUGGCGCAGGGGCUGGACCUUCCAUGCUAAAGGCCUCUGGCUGUACCUGGCAGGGAGCAGCCUGCCCUGCCUCACGCUGAUUGGCUCUCCUAAUUUUGGGUACAGGUCAGUUCACCGGGACCUGGAGGCCCAGAUCGCCAUCGUGACGGAGAGCCGAUCCCUGCAGCAGCAGCUCCAUCAGGAGCAAGAGCAGCUCUACCUGCGGUCUGCUGUGGUAUCCUCUGCGACCUUUGAGCAGCCGGGUCGGCAGGUCAAGCUGUGGGUGAAGAUGGUGACCCCGCUGAUCAAGAACUUCUUCUGAGCACAGGGAUGGCCUUGAUGAAGAUGACGGGCAUGACUGGGGUCAGAUCCUUCAGCCUUGCUUCAGCAAUCACUCCGGUCUGGGUGUCCCAGCGAGCUCCUGUGGGGACAAUGGAGCUGAGGGUCUGGGUGCCCCAGGGGAGGCAGAACCCACUGUUUGGAUGCUGACCGUGAAAAAGGGAGGCACGGUAGGGAGAGAGGCCUGGCCUCCAACCUCCCCACUCUUUUCAGAGACAGGCCAGUGACUGGGAGCCAUGAAGAGUUCAGGCCAGGUGCCAAGGUCUGAGAGUGCCAAACAUGGAGGAGUGGGAAGCGAGGACUCCGAGGACUCCGCAUGCCGUAAUGGCUCUGAGGCUGCAUCUUUUCAGAGCUUCAUCUCAGCCUUCGCAAUGUCAGUGGCAGAGAAAACUGACCGCAGCUCAAAUUCCAGCAAUGUUCCUUCCUGAUCCUUCAUGUGUAAUGUCUACUCUCUGUGUAUAUAGGGAAUAAGUUAUAUAUAUAUGCACAUAUAAACACUAUCUGCCCUUAACCAGACUGCUGUUGUCUCUCAUCCUAGCCAGUGGUGUUCAUGUGUCUGUCCUGUGUGGCAUUGGAAUCACAAUAAACAUGGAGAAUGGUUGUCCUGUA
Apodemus sylvaticus (European woodmouse) is the source of this 2315-nucleotide messenger RNA. It is a transcript of the gene Pgs1, whose product is annotated as phosphatidylglycerophosphate synthase 1. Gene Ontology annotation, biological process: cardiolipin biosynthetic process. The coding region runs from base 28 to 1689 and encodes 553 amino acids. NCBI's taxonomy places the organism in Eukaryota, Metazoa, Chordata, Mammalia, Rodentia, Muridae. The transcript has 10 exons. Gene Ontology annotation, cellular component: mitochondrion. The record is from RefSeq and is a predicted model, not a curated record. Gene Ontology annotation, molecular function: CDP-diacylglycerol-glycerol-3-phosphate 3-phosphatidyltransferase activity.